CCACGAUUUACAUGCAAAGCAGUGAUGCAAACUAGCUCGCUGGGAAAUAAAGGAGUUCUUGUGUGGCUACCUUUUGGAUUAAAAAGGCCCCUGUCUCUCUUUGCCCACUAUGCGGAGGCUUGACGAUACCGACGCUGUCCGUAUAGGUCGUAUAUAUUUUAUGGAAGGUGGGACGAGGGAGAGGUUGUGAGGCUGGGGAGUCGGGACAUUGGCUGAGCUGGGCAGAGGAGCGUUAGCAAGCUAGCUCUCGUCGUGACAGUAACAGUUAUAACGAAACAGUGACUUUCCGUACUACAACCCAGUGGCUCGGUCAUCAUGGCUACGAAUGGUAUCAACUUAACGCCCGGGAUGGGAGAGAUCAUCCAGUUAAACGUCGGUGGGACAAGGUUCAGCACCUCCAGACAGACUCUGAUGUGGAUCCCAGACUCUUUCUUCUCCAGUUUGCUGAGUGGAAGGAUAUCCACUCUUCGGGAUGAAACUGGAGCUAUAUUUAUUGACCGAGACCCCACAGUUUUUGCACCAAUUUUGAAUUUCCUCCGAACCAAAGAAUUGGACCUGCGCGGUGUCAACAUCAGCGUCCUGCGACAUGAAGCAGAGUUUUACGGGAUAACUCCUUUAGUACGGCGGCUGCUGCUGUGUGAGGAGCUGGACCGCUCAUCAUGUGGUAGCGUUCUCUUCCAUGGCUACCUGCCGCCCCCAGCCAUCCCUGCCCGUAAGUCAACCCCUGCCUCAGCAGCCUUUGGCCCCCUCUCUGAUGAGCGGCCUGGUCCAAGUGGAGCAGAGGGCUUCACCCGUGUUGGUCCCCCUCCUCACCCUUCCCUCUCUGGCUCAUCUGGAACAGACGACAACCAAAAACUAGGUCCUGUGGUCGACCCCAGGAAGGUGCUGAUUAUAGCAGGACACCACAACUGGAUUGUAACAGCUUACGCACACUAUGUCAUCUGCUACAGGAUAAAGGAAUCUUCUGGAUGGCAGCAGGUGUUUUCCUCCCCCUACCUUGAUUGGACCAUUGAACGCAUCGCGCUUAACGCCAAGGUGGUGGGUGGCCCGCAUGGAGACAAGGACAAGAUGGUGGCCGCAGCCUCUGAAAGCAGCAUCAUCCUCUGGAGUAUCCAAGAUGGAGGCAAUGGAAACGAGAUCGGUGUAUUCAGCCUCGGUGUACCUGUGGAUGAUCUCUUCUUCAUUGGGAACCAGCUGGUCGCUACAAGCCAUACAGGGAAGGUUGGAGUGUGGAAUGCCGUCACACAGCACUGGCAGGUUCAAGAUGUGGUUCCUAUUACCAGUUGUGACACAGCAGGCUCCUUCCUACUACUGGGCUGCAACAAUGGGUCUAUCUACUACAUAGACAUGCAAAAGUUUCCGCUGAGGAUGAAGGAUAAUGAUCUGCUAGUGACUGAGCUUUAUCACGACCCUUCAAAUGAUGCCAUCACUGCGCUGUCUGUCUACCUCACACCUAAAACCAGUGUGAGCGGGAACUGGAUAGAGAUAGCCUAUGGGACGAGCAGCGGUGCAGUCAGAGUGAUCGUGCAACACCCGGAGACGGUGGGAUCGGGCCCCCAGCUUUUUCAGACAUUCACCGUGCACAGGAGCCCGGUGACGAAGAUUAUGCUGUCUGAGAAACAUCUGGUAUCAGUGUGUGCGGACAACAACCAUGUUCGGACGUGGACGGUGACCCGGUUCAGAGGGAUGAUCUCCACCCAGCCAGGCUCCACCCCUCUGGCUUCCUUCAAAAUACUGUCCCUGGAGGAGACGGAGAGCCACGGGAGCUACGGCUCGGGGAACGAUAUCGGUCCGUUUGGAGACAGAGAUGAUCAGCAGGUUUUCAUACAAAAGGUGAUCCCCAUCACCAACAAACUGUUUGUGAGGCUCUCAUCUACUGGGAAGAGGAUCUGUGAAGUGCAGUCGGUGGAUGUGACCACCAUCUCUUGCUUCAUGGUGCGGGAGUGUGAGGGUUCCAGCCGGAUGGGGUCGCGACCGCGGCGCUAUCUGUUCACUGGUCAUGGCAACGGCAGCAUCCAAAUGUGGGACCUGACCACUGCGAUGGACAACGCCAACAAAGGAGAGGAGAAGAAGAAAGAGGAUGUAGGAGGGCCUUCAGAGGAAGAGCUGCUGCAGCUGUUGGACCAGUGCGACCUGAGCACCUCCCGCUGCGCUACACCAAAUAUUAGCCCCGCCCCCUCCAUGCUGCACCACACACGCCUCAGAGAGUCCUGCUCAAGUCUGCAGCUCCAGGCCCAGGAGCCCAUUCCUGAGAGCCAGGCUACUUACGGAGCUGUGCGACCCUACAGAGAGAGCCCCCUGCUGGCCCGCGCCCGACGAACUGAGUCCUUCCACAGCUACAGAGACUUCCAGAACUUCUCCCUGAGUCGAGGUGUCCUGGACAGCACAGGUCAGACGUCCACGCAGGGCCCCAGCCAGACUCUUGAUGUCCGCCGUUCGCUCUGUGACUUUGGGCCCGAGGACAGCGAGAGGAGAGCCACAGCUAUGGAGUUCUGGGCCUGCCGAACGUCCAGUUCAAGCUCUAACACAAUUAUCGGAGGUAUGGCGACUGCUGGUGUUUCCGGGGUAAAGACAGAAGGCGAACAAGAGUCUCCACGACAACCUCCCGACAGCCCUGUUCCUGGAGGCGACGUUAGGCGGAAGGUGCUCCCACAACCGGAGGAGGGAGAGGGUGCGGGAUCAGGCGGAGAGGGGGUGAAGGUGGAGGGAGGAGUGAGGAAGAGGGGAGUACUAGAAGGAGGCUUUCUGGGGAGGAAGAAGGCUCCCCCAGUCCCCCACCUGUCCUCCCUUCCCUCUGGAUCUGAAGGUGGAGGCAGCGACUCGUCUGCCAAUGCAUCCCCCUCCCCGACCAAACUGUCUUCCUCCACCUCACCGCGACACAGGAAGCUGGCCCCUGAGCCGUCCAAUCAGGACAGCAGCCUGUGA
This is a messenger RNA of Cottoperca gobio, 2925 nucleotides long. RefSeq names its product potassium channel tetramerization domain containing 3 (gene kctd3). Gene Ontology annotation, biological process: protein homooligomerization. The record is from RefSeq and is a predicted model, not a curated record. Lineage: Eukaryota; Metazoa; Chordata; Actinopteri; Perciformes; Bovichtidae. Gene Ontology annotation, molecular function: protein binding.